CCGGGCGCAGCGCGCAGGCGGUGGCGAGGAGACGCGGAGCGGGCCGAGUGCGGCCGAGCAGGAGCAGGAGCGGGGCCCCAGGAGCUGGGCCGGGUCCGGACGGGCCGAGAUGCCCUAUAAACUGAAGAAGGAGAAGGAGCCCCCCAAGCUUGCCAAAGGCACGGCCAAACCCAGCAGUUCUGGCAAGGAUGGAGGAGGCGAAAGUACUGAGGAGGCCCAGCCCCCACCCCAGCCCCCGCCCCAGUCUCAGACACCAUCAUCCAACAAGCGUCCCAGCAACAGCACGCCGCCCCCCACGCAGCUCAGCAAGAUAAAGUACUCAGGGGGGCCCCAAAUUGUCAAGAAGGAACGCCGGCAAAGCUCUUCCCGCUUCAACCUCAGCAAGAACCGGGAGUUGCAGAAGCUUCCUGCCCUGAAAGAUUCACCAACCCAGGAGCGGGAGGAGCUGUUCAUCCAGAAGCUACGUCAGUGUUGCGUCCUCUUUGACUUUGUGUCAGAUCCACUCAGUGACCUCAAAUUCAAGGAGGUGAAGCGGGCAGGACUCAACGAAAUGGUGGAAUACAUCACCCACAGCCGCGAUGUUGUCACCGAGGCCAUUUACCCUGAGGCUGUCACCAUGUUUUCAGUGAACCUCUUCCGGACGCUGCCACCUUCAUCGAAUCCCACUGGGGCCGAGUUUGACCCAGAGGAAGAUGAGCCCACCCUGGAAGCUGCCUGGCCGCAUCUUCAGCUCGUGUAUGAGUUUUUCUUACGUUUCCUCGAGUCUCCUGAUUUCCAGCCAAACAUAGCCAAGAAGUACAUCGACCAGAAGUUUGUUCUUGCUCUCCUGGACCUGUUUGACAGUGAGGACCCUCGAGAGCGGGACUUCCUCAAGACCAUCUUGCAUCGCAUCUAUGGCAAGUUUUUGGGCCUCCGAGCGUAUAUCCGUAGGCAGAUCAACCACAUCUUCUACAGGUUCAUCUAUGAGACGGAGCAUCACAAUGGGAUUGCCGAGCUCCUCGAGAUCCUGGGCAGCAUCAUCAAUGGCUUUGCCCUGCCCCUUAAGGAAGAGCACAAGAUGUUCCUUAUUCGUGUCCUGCUUCCCCUUCACAAGGUCAAGUCCCUGAGUGUUUACCACCCUCAGCUGGCAUACUGCGUGGUACAGUUCCUGGAGAAGGAGAGCAGUCUGACUGAGCCGGUGAUUGUAGGACUUCUCAAGUUCUGGCCCAAGACCCACAGCCCCAAAGAAGUGAUGUUCCUGAAUGAAUUAGAAGAGAUUCUGGAUGUCAUUGAGCCUUCAGAGUUCAGCAAAGUGAUGGAACCACUCUUCCGCCAGCUUGCCAAGUGUGUCUCCAGCCCCCAUUUCCAGGUGGCGGAGCGUGCUCUCUACUACUGGAACAACGAGUACAUCAUGAGCCUGAUAAGUGACAAUGCUGCCCGUGUGCUCCCCAUCAUGUUCCCUGCACUCUACAGGAACUCCAAGAGCCACUGGAACAAGACAAUCCAUGGCCUGAUCUACAAUGCCCUGAAGCUGUUUAUGGAGAUGAAUCAGAAGCUGUUCGAUGACUGCACACAACAAUACAAGGCAGAGAAGCAGAAGGGCCGGUUCCGAAUGAAGGAGAGAGAAGAGAUGUGGCAAAAGAUAGAGGAGCUGGCCCGGCUUAACCCCCAGUACCCCAUGUUCCGAGCCCCUCCACCACUGCCUCCUGUGUACUCGAUGGAGACAGAGACCCCCACGGCAGAGGACAUCCAACUUCUGAAGAGAACGGUGGAGACAGAGGCUGUGCAGAUGCUGAAGGACAUCAAGAAGGAGAAAGUGCUACUUCGGCGGAAGUCAGAGCUGCCGCAGGAUGUGUACACCAUCAAGGCACUGGAGGCGCACAAGCGGGCAGAGGAGUUCCUAACUGCCAGCCAGGAGGCUCUCUGACCCCCUCACCUUCCCACCACAGGGCCACAGCCCAUUCAGCCCUGGGACGCUGCCCUCGCCCUCAACCCUCUGCUCCCCACUGGCUGACUUGGGGCAAGGCAGUGUCUCUCAAGCUACUCUAGAGAGGGGAUGUGGGCAUGUGAAGCAGGGACUCCCCCGGUCCCUCUUCUCCCUACAAUGUGUUCCUCGCCUCCCUGUGGCUAGUACAGACAGGCUGAGCACUGAGAUGCUCAGUAUUCAGACAUCUUGGGGAUGUCUGUCCCCAUCCUGCUCCUAACCCUACGGCUACCUGAGGCUGCUGAGAAAUACACAAGGAAUACAUAUGCUCCUCUUCUCUUCCCUUCAUCCCCAUUUGAACUCUAGGCAUCUCCUCUCCCUCCCGAUACACAGGGAGCAACAGGAGAUGAUCUUCACCAAAGUUACGUCAAGCCCCAAUGGCCCCUGGAAUGAGGUGGCCGACCCCCAACAGCACAAAUAGGCCCCAGCCACAGCAGUGUGCAGGCUGAUGGGUUGUGUUAUUUCCUCUUACCCCCAGCCUGACCAAGAUGAUGAGAUGUCAAAUGGAGAAAAGUAUAACUAUGGACAAUAGGUAAUGGAUAUUAUAGAGCCCUGAUGGACCAGAGAAAGGGAUGAAUGAACACCUGCCCUGUGCCCCCACUUUGGUGAGCAGCAGCCCCAGGAUCACAGACAUGGAAGGGACCACCCUGGGGCUGAUUGCUUUCCUGUGCUGUUGGUUCCCAAAGCCAGGAGAAAAGAUGCAGGGAGCAAUGCCCCAAGCAUGGUUCCCCCAACACCUAUUUAUUUCUCUGUGCUGAUGCUGGAAAGGCCAGCCCUUACUUGUUCCUUUCAGACACCUUGGAGUGGGGCAAGGGGCUGAGGGGGGCCACACCCAGGUUCCGGGGGCACAGGCAGUGCAGCUUUUGGCUGUGUACAUAGGGUGCUUUAUUCUCCACAGAGUGAUACAUGCUAAGGUGGGUUGGGCUUGGGCCAAUGUCCCCAUAUGUACAGAACUGAAUAAAGUGGGUCUCUGAGAAGAA
This is a messenger RNA of Condylura cristata (star-nosed mole), 2943 nucleotides long. It is a transcript of the gene PPP2R5D, whose product is annotated as protein phosphatase 2, regulatory subunit B', delta. Gene Ontology annotation, biological process: signal transduction; protein dephosphorylation. The record is from RefSeq and is a predicted model, not a curated record. Gene Ontology annotation, cellular component: protein phosphatase type 2A complex; nucleus; cytosol. The transcript has 16 exons. Bases 110 to 1906 code for a protein of 598 amino acids. NCBI's taxonomy places the organism in Eukaryota, Metazoa, Chordata, Mammalia, Eulipotyphla, Talpidae. Gene Ontology annotation, molecular function: protein phosphatase activator activity.